GGAGUGUCACCAACAACUCGAGCGCUUGCGUCCAUUGACGAUAUUACGGUGCAACGCCAUCAUGGCAACUCGCAAGAGCGAUAUGCUCAAACCUGAGGGCAACAUAAACAUUCCCGAGCUGCAAUCCGACCUUCGUCGGAAGUACCGUAAUGUCGGCGCCAAGGUCGAGGAAAUCUGGCGCAACUUCACGCCCAAGCAACGGGAGAAAGCAAUGCGUGAGGCGGUGGGCGAUGGCAAGGUUCUAAAACACUCCCGCGAUCCUGGGUUGGCCGGCCUGAGACGCGUUCUCCCAGACUGGAAUCUACAAGAUAUCACGUCUACUCCGGACUUCUUUCUCGAUCGCUUGAAGCAUCGCGUGAAGACGAGCCUACAAACCCAACACUUUGAAGGCGCGAACGGAGGCCCGGGCGACCAGGAGAUCAUCCGCCCUGGCGCUCAAACAAUCAAUAUCAACGAAAAUAAAUUCGGCUUGUUCAUCAGUGAUGACGAACAGUACGGCCAAUAUGUAGAAACCACUGGAGCUGAAGCAAGGCGUGCGUUCAUUGAGAACAUGCCUGUAAAAGUUCGGCUGGUCAUCCCGGGCAACGAAGCAUAUCUCGUCAUCAGCAGGCAAACAUCUACGUUCAUUUUUUAUAAUAGCUUGAUUGAAGAGAUCUUGGAUUUAGGAUCCGACAGCAGAGCUACGAAAACCGCUUCUUCGGCCAGGAAAGCCACCAAAGAACCAGCCAACGCGAUGGCCAAGCUUGCGCUUGAACCAAAGCCUCUUAAAUCAUCUAUCGCUGAAGUUAUCGCUCAGGCAGUCGAGCAAAAGGUGGCAUUAGAGGACUACCUGGCGCUCUUACGAAGCGAGCCCGUCGUCCUCAACCAGUCUGUCAACAUGACAAACAGCAGCCGGCCAGAGCUCGUCCCGGAUGACCGAGGACGCAUACUUCCCAUGUUCACCGACAAAUAUAUCACCACGGCGUUCUUCGAGGUCAUGUGUAAUGCCGUCAAAACCAUUGUCACCUGGGAAUACAUCGUCCGCCUGGUUCGCAUGCUAGAAGGAGACGGUAUGAACGACAAAUUGAAGCGGCCAGUGGUCGUGCAAGAGCUCUCCAACACAUGCCAUCUGGAGUACCGUCGCGCACAGUCGGAAUUAAGACGGCAGAUGUCGCAGCCCGCUGGUAUGGCAUCCAAGUGCUUCAGACGCAUCACGACGGGUGGCACGUCCCGGGUGGUCAUCAAAGGUCAGCCGGCGGACUAUACUGUGUCUGACCCUCAACUGCACUACAUUCUGCGGAUCUGCCAUCCCGAUGCCAAGCAUACGGAAGCCGCGCAAUGGAUGCAAAGACUUGAUGACCACAACACACGGCACCCUGACGAUUUCCAGCGACUGACUGAAUUCCAAGUCCUCGCGCUUGGUGAUGUAGCGAUUAUUGUCAGUUUCAUGCACACAUUGUCUACCUCGUUGGCCAUGGUAGCGGGGUCGAAGAAGCUCGGUGUUUUAUUCACGACGAGAAUGGGAGAGCUAGAUGCUGAAUUGGCGCAAUACAAGGGCGAAGCAGAUUUCAGCGAUCACGUGGUGCCCAUGGGCAAUCUGUUGGAGCCAGGUGUCGCGAGCAAGGCUCUCGAAUCGCUCGAAAACUUUGUGAUCGAACGGGCUGGAACCAGCCUAGGUGGACUGUACGAGGAAAUCCUGCAUGAUUGCGUGACCGACGUAGAGAAGAAAUGUUCAGACGCAAAGCUCAAUUUCGACAAAGCUCAGUCGCAACAGCAGCAGCAGCAGCAACCACUCGCCCCACCGAUCGUAGAGGAGCCCAAACCCGCCAGCUUCCGCGCAGAGCAACGAAGAGAGAAAGCGAAAACCCGCCCGGCCGAAGAAGUGAGCGCAUACAACAUCACAGCCCUCACGCCCGCCCAACUCGAAGUCGCCGAAGAGCCCACUCCCCAACGACUCAAAGUCAAACCCUCCACCGCCUCCGUCUUCUUCACAAUCUUCGCCAAAUCUCAAGCCCGCGGAUCCGUCUCCUGGGCAAAUUUCACCAGCGCCAUGGCCGAUCUCAAUUUCUCCGUCACGCCCAAGUACGGUUCGGUGUUCACUUUUCAUCCCCCACAGUCGAUGGGAGCGACUCGCUCCGUCACUCUCCAUCGCCCGCACGCGUCCGAUAUCGAAGGGUACAAGCUAUUGAUUGUCUCGAGAAGACUAUAUCGGACCUACGGCUGGACUCAGGAGACGUUUGAAGUCGAGGAAAGUGUAUCGUAGUAUAACUUCUUUCUCUCGCGAGUAUGACCAUGGCACUCGAAUGAGGAAGAGAAAAACUGUGCUCGCCUGUCCAUGCGUUUCAAACUACGCAGUUUGGUAAGACUUAUUGAGGGAGGCAUCCUCUCCUGUAGCCUAAGCUCGUUGAAGCGAAUGAAGUCUUCUUCUACGCUACUCUACCUUACUCUCGCUUAUAACUUAUAGCUAGGCCAUUUGUCGUUCCUCCCUUCUUACCACCACCACCC
This is a messenger RNA of Sphaerulina musiva SO2202, 2484 nucleotides long. RefSeq lists its product as uncharacterized. NCBI's taxonomy places the organism in Eukaryota, Fungi, Ascomycota, Dothideomycetes, Mycosphaerellales, Mycosphaerellaceae. The transcript has a single exon. The record is from RefSeq and is a predicted model, not a curated record. Bases 62 to 2242 code for a protein of 726 amino acids.